Messenger RNA from Helobdella robusta, 1123 nucleotides. RefSeq lists its product as hypothetical. Gene Ontology annotation, biological process: DNA-templated transcription. Bases 95 to 724 code for a protein of 209 amino acids. Gene Ontology annotation, cellular component: RNA polymerase III complex; RNA polymerase I complex; RNA polymerase II, core complex. Gene Ontology annotation, molecular function: DNA-directed RNA polymerase activity; DNA binding. Lineage: Eukaryota; Metazoa; Annelida; Clitellata; Rhynchobdellida; Glossiphoniidae. The record is from RefSeq and is a predicted model, not a curated record. The transcript is spliced from 6 exons.
GGUCGUGUUUGCGUUAUUUUGCUUCAGUUCCCAGUGCUCUGUCGUUCCUAAUUUUUCGAUUAGUUUUGAUUUUUUAUUCCGAUUUGCGAUAAAAAUGGACGAGGAAGCUGAAAUUCGUAAAUUGUGGAGAAUCCGCAAAACUAUCAUGCAGUUAUGCCAUGACAGGAUGUACUUGGUAACUCAGUCUGAGUUAGAUCAAAAUCUGGAGCAGUUCAAGCAGCAGUUUUGUAGGCCAGGUGAAAGGUGUCCACCACGAUCAGAGCUUAUGGUCCUAGUGGCCCACAACGAUGACCCCACAGACCAAUUGUUUGUAUUCUUCCCUGAUGAGCCGAAAGUUGGUAUAAAGACCAUAAAAACAUACUGCCAGAAAAUGCAAGAGGAAUCUAUUUCGAGGGCAAUCAUAGUUGUUCAGCAAGGAAUGACUCCAUCUGCCAAACAGUCUCUGACAGACAUGGCACCUCGAUACAUUUUGGAGAUGUUCCUAGAAUCAGAACUCCUAAUCAACAUAACGGAGCAUCAGUUAGUGCCUGAACACAUAGUCCUCACUGCAGAUGAGAAAAAAGAACUCUUACAGAGAUACAAACUGAAAGACAAUCAACUUCCCCGUAUUCAAUCGAGUGAUGCAGUGGCUCGAUAUUAUGGCCUUACAAAAGGGCAAGUGGUGAAAAUUGUUCGACCAUCUGAAACGGCCGGUCGAUACGUAUCCUAUAGACUUGUCGUUUAAAUGAAUAUUACCAUUGUAUUAUUCAAUGUUCGUGUUCUCAUGAAAACUAUUUCAUUAUUUUAUAUUAUUCCAUUCUCAUUUAACUUUAUGCUAAAAUGUAUGUAAUUAUUUUUCAGUCUAGAAUGUUUUGGGAAUUAAAAUUUUUGUAAGCUAGCAGUUGACAGUUUUUUCUUCAUUCAUUUCAUUAGAAAUGUAACAUUACAUGCAGGUUCAUAAAAUGUGAUCUGAUCAAAUAAAUGUAACGAAAAUUUGUAAUAAAAAUUCGUCGUCCGAACUGAAAGUUUGUACAUUGUGCGCGUAUUGUACGCUAAUGUAUGGCUAUAUCAAUUGUAAAGACGUACAUAUGCGUGUGAUUGAUGGGCUGAUUCACAGCUUACAUAUUUCCACAAAAAUCUUGUC